CUCAUUCUCACUACUCACAACCACGCCCAAAGCCCCAAAUCCUUUGCCCAUCGUAGACUGGCCCCUGGCCGUCGCUCUCGCCAGUCGAUCUCGCCGCCGUCGCCCUUCAGCCCUUGGUCGUCGCUCCUGCCGAUGCCCAUCCCAGAUUCCCAAUCCGGCAGUCCCCGAUCCGUACUUCCUGACUUCUUGUCUUCCUCAAUCCUCAGUGAAAUUUUGGUUCAACAUACUUGAUAGGAUUAGAAACCCGGAAGAGAAUAGAGCUUUUUAUUUUUAGGAAUCAGGUCAGCGGCAGCAAUGUCGGUGACGGCAGGUGUUAGUGAUACUGUGAUUGCCAUUAGGGAUAAGCUGAGAGGUAAAAUUGGACAAACUAAGGUUAAGAGGUAUUGGCCCGGAAAAGCUCCCGAGUGGGGAGAUGAUGCGAAUGAAGAUGGCGAUAUUAGGAUGUCUGCGGCUGCCUCCCUCGAGAAAGCCUUCCCCACUCAGGAUUAUUCGGAUGUCGGAAGGAAAGAUGAUCCGAGGCUGCGUCGUUUGGCUGAGAGCAGGAUAGAUAAUCGUGAGGAUGUUAGGGCUGAUCAUAGGCGUAUCCGGCAAGCUGAGAUUGUUUCGACGAUUGAAGAGGAAGCCAGGAGGCAGGAAGGCAUAGAUGCGGAGGAAGAGGAUCCGGAUGCUUUAGAGGAAAAGAGGAGAAGGAUUAAGGAGAGGUUGCGUCAGAGGGAGCAAGAAGAAGCUCCACUCCUGCCCUCGGAAGAUGAGGAAGAAGAUAAGGAAGAGGAGGAGGAAGAGGAAUCAGAGUAUUCAACUGACUCUGAAGAUGAGCAUGGUGGUAUGAUGAUGCUGAAGCCAGUUUUUGUUCCCAAGGCUGAGAGAGAUACCAUCGCUGAACGGGAGCGAAUUGAGGCAGAAGAACUGGCCCUUGAGGAAGCAAGGAAGAAAAAAUUGGAGGAGAGGAAAAGAGAGACAAAGCAGAUUGUGGUUGAGGAAAUCCGAAAGGAUGAAGAGAUUCAGAAAGGUAUGGAACAGGACGCUAACAUUGCUGAUAUUGAUACUGAUGAUGAACUUAACGAGGCCGAGGAGUAUGAAGCUUGGAAGGCAAGAGAGAUUGCCAGGAUCAAGAGGGAUAGGGAGGAAAGGGAAGCAUUGUUGAAGGAAAAGGAAGAGAUUGAAAGAGUAAGAAAUAUGACAGAAGAAGAGAGGAGGGAAUGGGAGAGGAAGAAUCCUAAACCUGCACCACGACCAAAGCAAAAGUGGAGGUUCAUGCAGAAAUACUACCACAAAGGCGCUUUCUUCCAGUCGGACGCAGAUGACCAUGCUGCAACUGUUGGAACAGAUGGAAUUUUCACUCGUGAUUUCUCUGCUCCAACUGGAGAAGAUAAAAUGGACAAAACUAUAUUGCCGAAGGUCAUGCAAGUCAAGCAUUUUGGUCGUAGUGGGAGGACAAAAUGGACCCAUCUUGUGAAUGAGGAUACUACUGACUGGAACAAUCCGUGGACCUACAAUGAUCCUCUUCGGGGAAAGUACAAUGCUAAAAUGGCAGGAAUGAAUGCCCCUAUAGAGAAACCCAGAGGAAGCAAGAAGUUGAAGGAUCACAAGUAUUAUUGAGUUUCACGACUCUCUGUCUCAUCUAGGCGUUAAAAGCCAGGUUUCUGUUUAAAUGUUUUCUUGGAUGAUAUACAUGCUUCAGGUGGUACUAGUGCAUGAAUCUUCACAUUGUAGAAUUUGCUAGUCUGAUCACUGGUCCUGGUUUCAUAAUAGUAUUUUAAUGUAACUCGAGACUAGAAUUACUACUGUAGAAUGAUUUCUGAAAAUUUUACCUCUAUUGUCCUAGUUAAUAUUCAUACUUGUUC
Fragaria vesca subsp. vesca is the source of this 1844-nucleotide messenger RNA. Its product is annotated as microfibrillar-associated protein 1-like. Gene Ontology annotation, biological process: mRNA splicing, via spliceosome. Gene Ontology annotation, molecular function: RNA binding. Bases 295 to 1599 code for a protein of 434 amino acids. Lineage: Eukaryota; Viridiplantae; Streptophyta; Magnoliopsida; Rosales; Rosaceae. Gene Ontology annotation, cellular component: U2-type spliceosomal complex. The record is from RefSeq and is a predicted model, not a curated record. The transcript is spliced from 3 exons.